Sus scrofa (pig) is the source of this 1854-nucleotide messenger RNA. NCBI's taxonomy places the organism in Eukaryota, Metazoa, Chordata, Mammalia, Artiodactyla, Suidae. The record is from RefSeq and is a predicted model, not a curated record.
CUCCAACGGACCCCUCCGUGGGCUGAGGGGGCGGGGAAAUUGUCCAAGGAGCCCCUCGGUGGAGAAGCCAAGACGCUGGGAGGUUGCUGGUGCAGCUGCCUAGGGCGGCGUCACUGAGCCACGCCAGCGGAGCCAGGUGCAGCCCCGCUCCUCUCGCCUGCCUUCUCUGCGGCUCGCUUCUUCACCAGGGGUCCCUCGAGCCUUUUCCAUGCCCCCGGUGGACGCAGCCCUUCGCACCCUCCACGCCCAUGGCCACUAGCCUGCGGAGGCCGUCUUUUACCGCCUGUUCUUCCUCCCUUCUGGACGCGGACGACGAGGGCAUGCGUGGCCCUUGUGAAGAUGCCUCUCUGUGCAAGCGAUUUGCGGUGAGCAUUGGCUACUGGCAGGACCCUUGCAUCCCGCAUUUGGUGAGACUGUCUAAAGCGAGGAAGGCCCCCAAAAUUAACAGAGGAUAUUUUGCUCGUGUCCAGCGUCAGUCAGCUUAUCAAGGCAUUUCUACGGAAGACAGGAUGCAACUGUCAAAUUCUAAACCUUGGGGCUGGGAUGGAUACCACCUUCUGGAGGUUAAAGGAUGUGGAUCUUCUACCAAGUACAUCUUAGAAAGUCAAUGUUCCAGCGAUCAUCACGAGGAAGCUGCGCAGCAUCAAGUAUAUAAACACUACCACCUGACUAAGUAUGUUUCAACUUGGACACACACGCAUGCACGCACGCACGCACGCACAAAGGAUACCACAAAAUACUUCCGAGUUCAUUCGUAUACAGGGGACCCUAAAGAAAAAUUAUUCUUGCAUGCACCGAAGGAGAAAAUCUCCACGUACCUGUCCCCGACCCAUUAGCAGGGUGCACUCACUGGUGGCGCCAGGAGCAUAACUUUCUAGUGCAGCCAGAGGUGGAUCUUUGUGACGUCUGUCGAUUGUUCCUUUGGAUCCGGAAGCAGCAUCCUAUGCAAUCUAUCACAACAGGGAGGACUGCUGACAUCUUGCUGUCAGAAGACCGUAGGGAAAUUUGUACUCAUUUAUUCCAUUUAAUCUUUUGGUCCCCUGGCUCACCAGCUGCCCAGGAGUGCUGCCUGGAUCAAGGUCAGACUUAGAAGGAUCAUGCAGUUUAAAACAACCAACAGACAGGAUUUUUGAACAACUACCUUUGUUUAACAGAGACCUUCUAGAAACACAGCAAAGUAAGAGUGAUCGUGCCUGAUGGUCUGGUUCAAACACAUUCAGAAGAAUCAUGAACCUGGGGAAAGGGUUGUAGAUCCCUAAGGGCCUCGAUGCCCUGUUCUACGAGGUGGAAAUGGUAUUCUAGAAGGCUGACUUUUAGUAUGAUGUUAUGAGGACGACUUCAUGAAGUACGGGUAACAUUUUAGAGAAAGGAAGGACGGGUGCCUCGUCAAUGCUCCAUAUGCGUUCAGCCUUGAGUGAUGGCAAGAGUAAGCUAGACAGUCAGUGGUGGCUGAAAACCAAAGGGGGUAAAUGGAUGCCUCAAGUCGGGAAGGGUGGAAGCUUAUUCCCCAGCAUCUUCAUGGGAACGAUGCUUCGCAGCUCAUGGACAGUACCUAUUUUCAUCUCCUCUGAUACUCAGUCCUGUUGAAGGUGAGGAAGUGCAAACAGGACCCACAUGAGGGGUAACCAAGUGACAGUCCAAGCGUCACAACAAUGACGGGUGAUGAAUCUGAGGCAGGUGGACCAGACAUAUUAAUUAAGACAACGAACCCGGAAGUUAUACGCAUAACUCUAGAGAUAGCUCAGAGGGGUAGAAAUGAGAAGAAAAACACAAGAAGGAAAAAUGCAGGAGACAAAGUGAGCGAGCCCAUCUGAAGGAACAGCCACUCGGGGGAGCAAUGUAAACUUACCUUAG